AUGCUAACUUAUCCCAUCCCUUACCUCUUUACAAGCGACUAUGUCAACGGCGCUUCUAACCUCCCUCAUCAUGCUUGGACUGUCGCUCAGCCACUACAUUAUGUUGCCAGCAUUCGUCCCGAUGUCAUGAUGCGCUCAAUCUGGGUUCAUGGCAGUUAUAUGCAGGCAUUGGAACAAGACCUGCUCGUUUCUGCCUUGGAACUGCAAAAUGAGUUGCUUGGAAAUACUGAGAACUUUCGCCCAAUCCGCGCUCGACAUGUUGCCCGUUCUUUACCAGAACCAGGAGCCGAUCUCUCGACAACUCAACGGGAUGCUUUCCAUGCUAUCAACGGCCUGAAUAACCAGUCUUGGUUCUUUCACUCGCCACUUCAGUACUGGGACUGUAUAAAAGAGAACAUAUUAGUCGACCCUGAUAUCCUGGCAACCGUCAACGACAAAAAAACUCAGUCUACAUCAGUCAAUGUCACGCUCAGACACUCCAUCGUUUUUAGUGGAAAACGAUUCGAGGAACGUCGUCUCGUUGCUGCAGACGCUCUCGUCAUCACACUCAUUUAUCUACGAGAUUCGCCCGUCGGCCAACAGUGGGAAAGAAAAGCCGGCUUGUUACCUGACAAGGUUUCCAAUAAAUGGGACAUCUACCCGUCUGACGGUCGGUCAACCUCGAGCCAGCUUUAUGAGUUUCAGUUUCGCCCUAUAUCUCGCAAAGAUACAGCUAUUCUUGCAGUCGCGUAUGUAUUAACGUCAAUCUACUUCCUUAUGAGCUUAUCAAAACUGAGGGCUUUCAAGUCCAAGUUUGGCCUCAUUGUCACGGUCGUGUCCCAGAUCGCUUUCUCUGUCAUGUCAAGCUUCACCGUGUGCGCCAUCUUCAGACUUGACCUAUCACGCAUCCCAAGAGCAGCCUACCCGCUUGUUGUUCUCUCCAUGAGUCUCGAGAAUAUCUUCAGGCUUAUCAAUGCCGUCAUCCUCACUCCUCCUGAAGACUCAACAAGCAGCCGUAUUGGCAAUGCAUUUGGAGAAACUGCCCAUACAGCUAUCACCAGCUCACUGCAAAACGUGUUUCUUCUGUUGAUGCUUUCACGCUGGGUGUCCCCUGGUGUUUCGGCCUUCUGCUUAUUUGCCACUGUCGCGAUUGUGUUCGACCUUUUUUACCUUUCGACCUUCUUCUUGUCUGUUCUCAGCGUUGAUGUCCGCCGUACCGAACUUAGUGAUGCGCUUGCCAAAGCUUCGAUGCGUCAUAAUCGUAGAGGCUCUGAUUUUAAGCCUCGGGGAACGUGGGAACUUGUACUUCAAGGCAAAGCUACCUUGUCGACACGCAUAGCAGGCACCGUCAUCAUGCUUGGUUUCGUCCUCAUCGCCCAAUGGCACUUUUUCGAGGAAGGAACUAUCUUUAACUUCUUUUCGCGCCUUCAUCGAGGACAUGGCACCCUGGAAAGCAGUGGCUCGUCACAGAGCCCUCUGGACUCCAUACACCAAGCACGCAGCCCUAAGUCCUGGCUUCGUUUACAAGAUCACGAAACGGCUCAAGAAAUUAUCAGCAUCAUCAGACCCACGGCACAUAGCUACGUUGCGAGAGUAUUUGAGCCGGUUGUCUUCGUCAUGAAAGGUUCGGAUCGUAUGCCUCAUCUUAAGGAACCGACUCUACUACCGGCACUUUAUGACUUCAUCAACCAUCAACUCACUCGAUUUGUUGUCAUACUUCUGGUCGUGAUUGCGAGUGUCCGGCUGCUCACAUCGUUCCUCCUGUGGGAAGACAAAAGUGACGAUGAUCGUCACUCGGAUACCGAUCCCACACUUGACGUCAAGUCUUUUACCGGAGGGCACAGACUCGAUGUUGUAAUGCUUGCCGCAGCGGCCGAUGGCCAUGUUGUAUCGGUCGGAUUGGAUCGCACAAUACAAGUUUGGGAUGCCCGGCACGACAUAUUCCCGUACACCAUCGUUGAUGGCUGCCGCACAAACGAUGCCCCCUUUCCCGUGCUCGCCAUGACUAUCGAUGACAAUUCCAAGUGGUUGGCCAUAUUAUCACCCACCAAGAUAGCUUUAUGGAACAUAAAAGACAAAGUCUGGGGGCCUCCACUCUCCGUCAACCUUCAAGGCCAGAAAUCUGAGGCCUUCUUUUUCGGCUCGUCCGACACAAACAGCGAUAUCCCUCGACUGGUUCUCGUACGCAGAAACGGGACACUUACCGAAUUCAUGCCGGAAGCAGGAGAAGGGGCAGACUACGGCAUCUGUAGAAGUCCACUUACAUGUGUCAGACCUCUGAUCGGGAAGCGGAGCAAGCAGGCAGCGCCAUUAAUUGCCAUUAUCACCGCAUCUAGAAGAGGCUGUGUUCACGCAGCGACAAGAGAGACGCUUUCCUGGAAUUCCCGAAGUGUUCAUCUUGAGGGCAUUGAACAAGACGGAGUUCAUCAAGUAGUGCCUCUUUCUUCACUGGGUCUCUUCUUGAUUGCAGGAAUCAGUCGCGUUCAUCUCGUGGAUAUGGAAGACUACAAUCUUGUCUAUACGUUUUCAACGGAACCCAUGGCCCAGCGCUCACUUCAAAGCGCUUUCUUCGUUCGGCCUUCCUCACAGCCAGUGUCCAAUGGCCUUGCGUGGUUUACCUUAUGUUAUACUGGAGCUGAGUCAGGGGAUUGCAUUGUACAAACCUUUGUCCCUCCAGGAGAGCAUGACAUGAUUUAUUACCAAAGCUCUGUGGUCCCCGAAGCUCCAGGCUGGUGUGCGUGGGAAUCAGUCAAGGAAACAAAAAGACAUAUAAAGAACCCUGGCUCAUGGAGUGUUCUAUCUGACGGUUGUGUUGUGGGCAUUCGGCAAAAGCCAACCCGAGUUUUAGAUGUCGAAACCAACGGACGGCACAAAGCAGAUGGGCUUCGACACCGAUCCCCGCGCAAAGAACCGGGACGGGAUAUGUUUGGUCGUUGGGAGAUUUGGACCGCGCCGCAGAGUGGCCAGUUAAGAACUGACGAGACGCGACCGCUAUUUCAAGAUAACGAGAGAGCUGGACACUUGAUCGUGACAGACAUUGGCCCCAUGGUUCGAGUCGGCCAGCGAUCAGUUGCCUUUAGCUUUGGCAAUGUGGUGAAACUGGUCACAGUUGGAGGGCACGAGCGGUUUGAGAAUGGUAUGGCAGAUAAGAGCUUGGAAAAUUUGAAUAUCGGAAGCAGACGUCGAAAGCCAGGCGCACUGGUACGACCUAGAGCUUGGACUUAG
This is a messenger RNA of Fusarium fujikuroi IMI 58289, 3204 nucleotides long. Its product is annotated as related to SREBP cleavage activating protein. Gene Ontology annotation, molecular function: protein binding; sterol binding. Gene Ontology annotation, biological process: SREBP signaling pathway. Gene Ontology annotation, cellular component: Golgi membrane; endoplasmic reticulum membrane. Bases 1 to 3204 code for a protein of 1067 amino acids. The record is from RefSeq and is a predicted model, not a curated record. Lineage: Eukaryota; Fungi; Ascomycota; Sordariomycetes; Hypocreales; Nectriaceae. The transcript has 2 exons.